Penicillium atrosanguineum is the source of this 546-nucleotide messenger RNA. RefSeq names its product sugar phosphate/phosphate translocator. The transcript is spliced from 2 exons. NCBI's taxonomy places the organism in Eukaryota, Fungi, Ascomycota, Eurotiomycetes, Eurotiales, Aspergillaceae. Gene Ontology annotation, biological process: mycotoxin biosynthetic process. The coding region runs from base 1 to 546 and encodes 181 amino acids. The record is from RefSeq and is a predicted model, not a curated record.
AUGUUUACUCCCAUGGUAUUCCUGGACAUCUCCCAUAGUGGUUCAUUCCAGUCAGCUGAAGAUGCAGUCCGGGAUCCAUCCUGGCAGAAGCUAUUGCCAUCCGGCGGUGGGUUCCUCUUCGUCCAGGAAUCGGACGGUACGGUUCAGGGCUACGGUGUCAGUAUGUUCCACCAGCUUCAUUGUCUAUCAAUGAUUCGGGACAUGCUUCUCGGUCAGCCUAUGUCACAUGCCCAUGAAGCAUCGGACUGGUCACAGGACAGUAUGCAUUGGUUGCACUGUUUGGACUAUCUGGCCCAGGGUGUCCUAUGUGCGGCAGAUGACACGCUGGAAAAGCCUGGCUUUACUAAAAAUGUCGAAGGUAAGCUAGUCAAAGGAAUUGACGGCAUGAAUCACACGCACCAGUGUCGAGACUGGGCUCAAUUGAGGGAAGUAGUCGAGCACUCAGAAACUGUACCUAGAAAGGGUGAGCUUUUGGGGUCAAUGACAGUCUUCAAGGUUCCAGGAACAGAUAGCAAAGGAAAACCAUGGGUGGUCAGUGAAAGCUAG